Messenger RNA from Liolophura sinensis, 2485 nucleotides. Its product is annotated as V-type proton ATPase subunit S1-like. The transcript is spliced from 9 exons. The coding region runs from base 29 to 1378 and encodes 449 amino acids. Gene Ontology annotation, cellular component: proton-transporting V-type ATPase complex. NCBI's taxonomy places the organism in Eukaryota, Metazoa, Mollusca, Polyplacophora, Chitonida, Chitonidae. Gene Ontology annotation, molecular function: ATPase activator activity. The record is from RefSeq and is a predicted model, not a curated record.
UGAAGCUGUGACAGAAGGACGAACGAAGAUGGAGAAAGUGGCUGCACUGCUUGUUAUUUCACUGAUUUCUAUCAGUUCUGGGACCGAUGUACCGGCUUUAAUAUGGUCACCAAACAGACCAUUGUCUGACCUCCCGGAUGUGUUUGCUGGACAUGCUGUGAGCACAGCAGAUUUCCAGAAUAAAUAUCUGAGGCCACUGUCAUCUGGAGAUGUUACAGCUCUUGUGGUAUUCUUGCAGGAUAAGCUAAGUUUGGACGACUUUACUCACUAUGCAGAUGUUUACAAUCCAGACAGUAAUGGAGGUGCUUUCGAGAAUGUCAAAGAAUUUAUGGAUGAGCACUUUUCAGUGCAACUCCCACAGGUUAAGUCACCUUCAAAAGCUUUGGAAACCCUACAGAAAACCUAUAGUGGAAAAGUCCAGGAACUGGAGGCUCCCUAUGAUGUGAAUUCACUGUCACUGGUGCCAGAGAAAACCAACCUUAUUGUGGUACAUCUCCCUAAAACACAGACAGAUGCCCCUGCAAAAUCCAUUGUUCACAGUGAUAAAUUGAUUGCCAAAGUACUGUCUGGGUUGGCCAGACAUGAAGUGAAAUACACUGCAAUUUACACUGCUCAUUCUCCAUCUCAGGAGACUGCUGACCCUCUGACAUACAAGGGACGCCACCUCUUACAGGAGCCAACCCCACCCCCAGAACCUUCCGGCCCAGGCUACAAUGAGUCACUUUGGGUUAAUGACACACAAUGUGGAGCCCUGUAUGCCUUGGGACUACAGAUUGUGUACUAUGAAAAUGGGGCAAAAAAGAUGGCAAAUCUCGCUAAGAUUACUGACCGUAACUUCCAAUGUGGAAAUGCCUCAGAUCCUACUGGAAAUGAGUGGACUCUCAUGUUCGACAAGCCAGCUAAUGUAUCAAUUUCAAAUAUAACCUUGAGGUUGAACUUCACCAUUAAACCAAUGACCCAAAACAUGGACUGGUACAUAGCCAAUGCUGUACUAUCAUACACUGGGAAACUAUCACAGAAUGACUCUGGAGAUUCAACAGAGCUAGAGUUCAACGCCAUGGACAUUUGGGCACCAAGAGGAAUGUCCUACCACUGUGCUGUGCCUGAUCCUAUACGACAGCUAAACACUUCAAUGAGUAACGUAACGCUUCUUUUUAGAAAACUGCAGGUGCAGCCAUUUGACGUGAAGAAUGGUCGGUUUGGGCUACCUUGGGACUGUGUUGGUUUCUUCACAGCCCCAAUCUGGAUGGCACUCUUCAGCAUUAUAAUUCUGUUGAUUAUCCUGGCAUAUGGGCUCUGGAUGAUUCUCAGUAUCAAUGUCAUGGAUAGGUUUGAUGACUCAAAGGGAAAGACUAUAACUAUCAAUGCGCAAGAGUAGCCUGCCUUUAUUCAAACCUGCAUUCCAGUAGAGCUUCAGUUUCUCUCAAAGACUAUUUACUGAACAUUCCUACUCUUUUACAGAUUAUUGUGUUUUUCUUGUCCUUAGGUUUUGAGAUUGUGUGAACUAUUUAGCUAAGCAAGAGCAUGGUUGUAGCUAGUGGCUUUAAAAGAGUGAGUGUUCAUGUUAAUCUGAAUGUCAAACUCACAGCUAUCCUAAGAUUUAGGUUUUCAGUUACUCCAAAAAGUAAGAUCCCAGCAGUCUGCAAUGUGUCAAAAGAUUUAUUGCCACAGAAUGUGUACUGAGAGGGUUAAAAAGAUAAGAAAACAGAGAACAUUAAGAUAUGUAUUUUUAAGCUAUUCAAGUAUUUAGGAGCAUCUGUCCCUGUAAUAAUAGGUUAUGUAAGUCAUCCGCAAGUCAAAGGACUAAUAAACAAAGUAUUGAUAAUGAAGGUUGUCUGAAUAUUUCUGUGUAUUCCUCACUGAUGUACAUUUACCUCAAUUCUUCUUAUAUUUGGGACACCUGGUCUGCUCUGUUUAGCCAAUAUAAAUGUAAUUAUCGCAGGAAUAUUUAGUUCCUAUUUUUUCACAUGGCUAGUCCAUCUAAUGACCAACAUAUUCAUAUCUUUUCUUUUAAAAAAGUGGGAGAGAAAUGUAAUUUUUACUUUCAGCUCUGCUAAUGUGUGUCCUAAAAUUAGAAGAAAUCAGGUACUAUCAUUUGUGAUACUUAAUUUUGAACAAUCCCAGUGCUGUAACAAUCCUAGUUUUUGCCUAGAUUAAGAAUCUCAUUUACUGGACAGCUCAGUGUCCCCGAAAGCAGUUACCCUGUUCCUUACACUCGCUCACAUCACUGUCUCCAACAGCAGAUCACAGACAGAAAGCUUCAACAGCUUUCAGCCCAGCUGAUGUUACAAUGAAAUAAAUGCUUUCUGAGCACUGUGUAACUAUUGUGAAUGAUUUGUGUGUGUUACCUCUUUCAUCCAAAAUAAAACUAUGCUCAGCAUGAUUGGAACAGACACUCAAAUAAAAUUUAUAUAUUUACUGAUGAGGCUAAACAUGAACAGAACAAAAUGUGGUGCAAUGGUUCUAAAGUCAUGUCAGUUUAUGU